Messenger RNA from Pelobates fuscus (common spadefoot toad), 3946 nucleotides. It is a transcript of the gene CAST, whose product is annotated as calpastatin. Bases 144 to 3089 code for a protein of 981 amino acids. NCBI's taxonomy places the organism in Eukaryota, Metazoa, Chordata, Amphibia, Anura, Pelobatidae. The transcript is spliced from 40 exons. Gene Ontology annotation, molecular function: calcium-dependent cysteine-type endopeptidase inhibitor activity. Gene Ontology annotation, cellular component: cytoplasm. The record is from RefSeq and is a predicted model, not a curated record.
GACUGGGCUCAGCUAGAUUGGAAAAGCUGUCUCAUACAGUAGGAAGUCACAUUGUAACUUUCUGUUAUUCUUUCUCUCACAUUGUUGCUGCAGUCUGAGAAGCUGAGAACCCACUCCACGCAGGGACUGCCACUGGUGAAACCAUGCCUGGUAAAGGGAGAAAACACACAGGGGGAGGCAAGGGCUCCAAAGAGCAAGGAGAUAAGAAAACGGCUGGGGCAUCGAAGCCUACAGAUAAAAAAACACCUGAAUCAACGGAGAAAAAGCCCAGCGCUUCUAGUGUCAGUCAAUCUGCGAGGGCCCAACCAAGCGGGGCCAGUGGGGCGAGAGGAGCAACUGGAGCAAGCAAGGCACAGCCAUCACAAGAUAGGACCAUGAAACCAGCAGAUCAAAAGGCUAUACCUUCCCAAGAAAAGUCGACAAGACCAUCAGAUCAUGCACAGUCAUCACAAGAAAAGGCCACAAAACCAGCAGAUCCAAAGGCUCCGCCGUCAGAAGAAAAGACUGCAAAACCAUCAGAUCCCAAGGCUCGACAAACAUCAAAACCAGAACCGGCCAAGCCCGUGCAAUCGACAAAGCCAAAAAGUACGACCACCACUACAUCAGCAACAUCAAAGCAAAGUAUCACAAAGCCAGCUUCCAAACAAGACUCAAAGCCAGAUCCUGGGAAGGAAAAAACAGGCAGCAAAGUUUCGUCAGGAACUGUUGGUAAAGUAGCGGCUACAGCUGCUGCCGGGACUGUAGUUGCGGCUGCUGCUGUUGGAGCUGCAUCUGCUGCAGCUGUUAAACAAAAGGAUGAGGUUAAAGAGGAGAAGAAAGCAGUCAGUGCUGAUAAAGUUUCUGCUGCUGCAGCUGCUCCUGCCAAGUCUGAUAUUGAUGAUGCCUUGGAUGAAUUAGUUAACACUUUGAGUGGACCUGACCCUUUUCCAGAGUCUCCGAAGUUCACUGGUCCAGAGAUAAAGGAAGACCCUGCGAUAUCUGAAUAUUUAGAAGAACUUGGAAAAAGGGAAAGUACAAUCCCACCGGAGUAUAGAAAACUGCUAGAUGGUAAAGGAGAAAAACCUGCCGAACAGGUGGAAGAGAGCUUUGGUGAUGACGAACUUCUUGAAGCCCUGUCGUCUGAUUUUGUCAGCUGCCCGGCUCCUCCAGAAGGAAAGAAACCAAAGUUAGAGGAGUGUAUUGCCAUAAAGCCAACAUCUGCUGCAGCUGUAUCUUCAAAACCGGGAACAGAGACAGUGCCUCAAGAUGCAUUAGACGAAUUACUGGGUACCCUGGAAGGGCCGCCUGUCAAUGUGCCAGAAUCCCCACAAUUUACUGGCCCGAUAAUAACGGAAACUGCUAUUACGUCAUCAUACUUAGAAGAACUUGGGAAAAAGGAGAGCACUAUCCCUCCAAAAUACAGGCACCUGUUGGAUGGAAAAGACCACGGUAAAGAAGUUCCACCUCCAGUACCAUCUGACGAGCCCAAGUCCUUGACUGAUGCUGAACUUGCAGAUGAAUUCUCAAAGGAUUUUGAUUUUUCAUCAUCCCCUACUGUGCCACCAUCAAGCUCUACCAAACUCACAGAUGGCAAGCCACAAACGCCUGAUCAAGUUGUUGCUUUAUCUGCAUCAUCCUCUCAAUCUGCUGCCAAACCUUCGGGCGAUGUAGACAGUAGUGCUUUAGACGAACUAAUGAGAACACUAGACGGACCUGAGUUUGCUGUGCCUGAAUCUCCAAUAUUCACUGGACCAGAAGUGACGGAAACCAGCACCGCGACGUAUAUUGAGGGACUGGGUGAACGAGACAGUACAAUUCCACCCGAGUACAGACACUUACUGGAUGGAAAAGUAGAUGGAAACGUGGUACCUCCGCCACCUGAAGAAAAGCCUAUGGAUGACGAUGAACUUGCAGCUGCAUUGGACUUUGCUUCUCCCCAGCCCGCUGCUGUCUUGCAAACUCCCCCCAUCAAACCAAAACCUCAGGAUGCGGCUACAUUGGACAUUGCUUCUCCCCAACCCGCUGCUGUCUUGCAAACUCCCCCCAUCAAACCAAAAGAUUCUUCUGCAAAAAAGCCUGAAUCAGAUGUAGUAGUUUCCUCGAGCAGUUCGUCUGCAGUUCAGUCUGCUCCUGUCUCCUCUAAACCCCCGGUACUGAAAGGCUCUGCCCCUAAAGCCGAUCCACUGGAUGCACUGGCUGGUACUUUGGAGGUCCGACAAGUAGAAGACCAUAAAGACAAGAAGCCUGCUGUUGAUUCAGUAAAGGAGAAAACUGAUCAGAAAAAACAGGACAAACUAGGUGAAGACGAAGAAACAAUACCUCCAGAUUACAGAUUAAAGGAAGUAAAGGAUAAAGAUGGAAAACCUAUUUUACCAAAACCUGAAGAUAAGCCCAAGGAGCUUAGCGAAGAUGAAUUGUUGGAUGCCUUCAGCGCAGGCUUUGAAACCUCACAAACGGCACCUUUACAGUGUUCAGGGAAAGAACCUAAAAGCAUGUCUGGAUCUGGAGAAGUUGUGUCCUGCGCAAAAGCACCUGCUGUGAAGGCUGGAGCUCCCCGUCCGGCUGAACCUGGUACACCGAUCUCAGAUGAUGCAUUGGAUCUGCUGUCAGGUACCCUGGGUUCUAGAGAACCGGAUCCCAAUGAAAACAAACCUAUAGUGGAUAAAGUAAAGGAAAAGGCCACGUCUGAACACAUUGAGAGGCUUGGUGACCGAGAUAGCACAAUUCCUCCAGAAUAUCGACAUCUGCUGGAUGGUAAAGAUGAGAAGGGACAGCCUAUAAAGCCCCCCUCCAAGGAAGAAAUGAAGUCUGAGAAGUCGAUAGAUGACGAUUCGGCUAUAGAUGCUCUUUCAAGUGGCUUUGCGUCUUGUGAUACCAAGUCAACAGAAAAGGUUCAGCAGACUUCAAAGGACAAGACUGAGAAGACCUCUUCUUGCUCAACAGUUUCCCAGUCUUCAGGAAAGACUCUGGAUCCUGUGAAGGAAAAGACAGAUAAGAGCUCUUCUAGCACAACCGUUUCACAGUCUUCAGGAAAGGCUUCUGACCCACCAAAGUCUGCGAAUGAGACCUCCCCUGCGAAACCUAGCACCCAGAAGACCAGUAGAAGCUAGAUGAUUGGUCUAUGUAUAUAGUUUUUCGUUGCACUUGUUCAAGGAUGGCUUGGGAAGAACAAAGGCUAACUAACGCAAGCCCAUGGCUAUGACUUGGCUCUCACUAUAGCCACCAUUCUAAAGUCCCUGGCACGUUUUUGGAAGUGUUUUGUUUCUUUUUGUUUUUUUCGGUUUUCUUCAGUUCUAUAAGAGGGUAAAGCUUUUAUAUUUGUAAUUAAAAUAUAUAUAUAUAUAUCACUUUGAACUUGUCAUGUCGAGGAGAGAAUAAAGUCUGGAAUCGCUGCACAUUGUCAUUGUAUAGUCAUGAUUGUGUAACUCUGAAAGCUUUCUAAGAUCUGUGUAAAGCUUACUUUAUGGGAUGAGGUCAUUUCUUGGGAUCCAAUUUAUCUUUCUGAGUACGGGGAAUAAAUGGUGAAAUGAAUGCGUGCGAGAGUCCACUGCAAAUAUUAAGCAUUAAGUAUUCAAUAGAAACUUUGUAUACCAGACUCCAUACAAAAUGUUUACAUGAACAGUGCCUUUUUUGCUAAGUGAUCUGUUCCCUAAUUUUGCUCAAACCAUAUUUCCUAAUAUACUGUCUACAAGAAUACAAUCUGGUAGUUUCCUGCUGGACGUGCCUAUGACAUUGCUUAUUUAAAGCAAGUUUAAUCCUAUAGAGUUGCACUGAUUCUUAUGAUUAUUUUCACACGGGAGACUAGGUUGGAUGAGGAAUUUAAAAGCUAUUAAGGCCUAUAACAAAAGUACUGGAUGUGUCGAAAACACAGUUCUGACGCAAAGUUUAUUCAAAUUAUAAAAGGGCUACUUGGCUUUGAAAUGCAAACUUUGGAACACUAUUGAAAAUAAAUCUUUUCAGAAUGUUA